Molecule: messenger RNA, 1128 nt
Organism: Soboliphyme baturini
Lineage: Eukaryota; Metazoa; Nematoda; Enoplea; Dioctophymatida; Soboliphymatidae
Source: the annotation of a GenBank genome assembly
AUGGCCUGUCUUAUGGUCGAUGAUUAUGACUACGAAAUUUUUGAAGUCACUAACACUUCUCAGUGUAAUUGCUCAGAUCCUGCAUUUUGGUACAAUGAACUAUGCAACUGCGACUAUCCGCAAGCCCCGCCGUCCCCCCUGUACGAUGCCCUGCCUUUAGGCAUGUGGUACGGUGUGGUGUUUGUUCUUGGAGCACUUGGCAAUUCCAUGGUUAUCGCAGUGGUCAGCAUAUACAAGAGAAUGCGUAGUCUGACCAAUAUUUUUUUGGCAAGCUUAUCCACUGCUGACCUGCUCAUCAUUCUAUUUUGUAUUCCCGUUCAGUACAUGAAAUACUUAUCUUAUUCGUGGUUCUUGGGAAAGUUCUUAUGCAUCUGGUUCCACUACGUUCAACUGUUCACGAUGAUAUGUUCUGUCUUGACCUUAACAGUUAUCAGCUUCGAAAGAUAUAUGGCUGUCGCGUUUCCAAUGAAGAUCAUAUGGUUGCGGUCGACAUGCAGAGCCAGGAAGACAGUACUAAUUAUUUGGUUGCUGUCUGCCAUCCUGGCGACACCGCUAAUUUUUGGGCAGGUAACCAGACUGCCAAUUCAAUUCAGAGUCAUUCAUAAAAAGAUAUUCGUUUUGUACCAAUUUCUGCUCCUGUACCUCAUCCCACUAGCCACUAUGGCCGUAUGCUAUGCGCUAUUGGUUCGUGUGCUUUAUUUUUCAAACAGAGAUCCGUUCUUGGGCAUCACGCCUGCUCCAGAUUCAGCCAAUCAUUCGAUGAAUACAACGCUUCUUAAUUCAAAGCGAAAUAUACAAAAGAUCGUGCAAAUGCUUGUGGCCGUUGUUUCGCUGUUCAUCAUUUGUUGGACACCGUAUUUAGUAGACGAAUUCCUGGUCGCAUUCGGCUACUUGUGCCACACAAGUCCAACAGAGACGCUCAAAUACAUGCGCAUGACAUUUGCCAUAAUGAAAUUUUCGAACUCUUGCGUCAAUCCGAUUGUGUAUGCUUUUAUGUCCAGGCAUUUCCGCAGAACUUUCGUGUCAGUAUGUGGCAAUGUUUGCUGCUUCAAGAGACACUGGAAAAACUCCGCUCUCUCCUUAAAGAGGCACAGUCAAAUGGAAAUUAACUCAGUACUUCAGAAAUAA